AUGCUCACGCAGCUCCCGGGGGCCAUGUUGAUUCAGCGACUGCCCGGAGGUGCAGCCACGGUGCUUGGCAUUGGCGUGUUCAUCCAGAGUGUGGGAACAACGUGCACCGCAGCCUUGGAUUAUGUCGCCGACUCGAAGGUGGCUCUUGGCAUCCUCUGUGCUAGCCGUGCACUGGUCGGACUCGGAGAAGGCCUGGGCGUCCCAGCCAUCGGUGCCUCCCUCGGCCGACUGCCGGACGAACGGCGCUCCUCUGGAACCUCCGUGGUGUUCGCUGGAUCCACCACAGGCGUUGGGCUAGGUCUUCUGGCCUGUCCCUUCCUGAUUGAGCAGUUUGGUUGGCCCUUCGUGUUCUGGGCCUUCGCCAGCGCAGGACUCGUCUGGACUGGCUGGUGGGCCUUCAUCUCUAGGGAUCAGAACACCGAGACAAAGGAGCAGGAAGGCGCCGUGCCCUGGCAAGAGAUCCUGCAAAGCAAAGGCGUGUGGUCUGUGGUAGCAUGCCACUCCAUGAGCAACGUGGCCUUCUACUCUCUGCUGACAUGGAUGCCGACGUUCUUUAGCAAAGGAGCCGGCCUUAGCAUGGAGGCAGCUGGCGUUUGCGCCUUCCUUCCGUAUCUCUUUGGUGCCCUGGCAAGCCCAUUGGUUGGGCAGCUGGCGGACAAGUUGCUCAAAGACGGCUCCUUGGCGCAGAAGUCUGCGGACAGAGCCGGGCUCUUCUGCACCCACGCCGACCUCAGCCCGCGCUAUGCCGGUGUAUCCUUGGCUACAAACGAGGAUUGA
Messenger RNA from Symbiodinium sp. CCMP2592, 777 nucleotides. Lineage: Eukaryota; Dinophyceae; Suessiales; Symbiodiniaceae. The record is from the annotation of a GenBank genome assembly.